Nymphaea colorata (pocket water lily) is the source of this 2124-nucleotide messenger RNA. RefSeq names its product LRR receptor-like serine/threonine-protein kinase ERECTA. The transcript has a single exon. Bases 631 to 1848 code for a protein of 405 amino acids. Gene Ontology annotation, molecular function: protein binding. Lineage: Eukaryota; Viridiplantae; Streptophyta; Magnoliopsida; Nymphaeales; Nymphaeaceae. The record is from RefSeq and is a predicted model, not a curated record.
GGAAGGAGGGCAGGGGCGUUGCUUUGGCUUUCACUCAGCGCCUUCUGUGGAAAAAGCUAAAAAAAAAAAAAGAGAGAGAGAGAGAGAGAGAGAGAGAGAGAGAGAGAGUGGAGAAGACAAGGAAGGGAGGCGACGAAUAAACAAGAGGGGAAGAAGGGACGAGGUGGUGGCGUCGUGGAGAAGUCUUCAUUCUUUACUUCUGCUACUACUGUUGCAACUACUGCUGCUGCUACUACUACUACGACGACGACGGCGGCUGCUACCACUGGUCCACUCCUGCUACUUUCCAGCUGCAAUAAAAACGAUCACGCCCCUCCUCUUGCUCGUUCACCACAAAGAGAAGAAAGAUGGAGCCAACCGUAACAGAUGGUUAAUCGCUGCUUUUCUCCAUCUCCCUCGUGAUCGAUUCUUCCAACUCAUCAUUUUUUAUACAUCCGCCACAAGGAGUAGGGAAGAGCAAGGAGAUUCACACGUAUAUAGCGGUGGGGGGACGAACUUCAUCAGAACCACCUUCAUCAAGCAUCUCUUCUUAUUCUUCAUCUCCCCUGUUUGUCUCAUCUUGCCCACCACUUCGCUGUCGCCUUUUCAGGCCAGCACCCAGAAAGCUAUUUCCCGACAAAGGCAGGGAUAAUGGGUGGGGGUACCAGAGCCACCGCCACCGUGGCGUCGUUCCUGGAUGUUCUCAUACUUCUCAGCCUCACCACCAUGAGCACGGCCAUCUUGGACCCGCUCGACUUCCUGGCUCUUCAGUCAAUCCGGAAAAGCUUGGAAGACAUGCCGGGCUCCACAUUCUUCUCCUCGUGGGACUUCACCUCCGACCCCUGCACUUUCUCUGGGGUGCUUUGCGACACGGAGGCGCAGCCCAACAAGGUGGUGGCGCUGAACCUAGGGGAUGCGAGAGCCGGCUCCCCUGGUCUAAUAGGGAGGCUGGACCCUUCCAUCGGUCGCCUCUCCUCGCUGGCGGAGUUGACGGUGGUUCCCGGCCGCGUUUUUGGGACUAUUCCGGACAGUAUCGGCCAAUGCAAGCAGCUCCAGUUCCUGGGCAUCAGCAGGAACUAUCUCUCCGGCCCCAUCCCCGACGCGCUCGCCGGGCUGAGCAGGCUGCAGACCCUGGACCUGAGCUACAACCUCCUGAGCGGGGCCAUCCCGGCAGGGCUGGGCUCCCUGCCCCUGCUCGCCAAUCUCAUCUUCUCCCGCAACAAGUUGUCUGGACGGAUACCUCCUAUCUCCUCUCCCGCACUGACCCGCCUCGAUCUCAGGCGCAACCUGCUCACCGGGCCCCUUCCCCAGCGCCUUCCCCCCUCUAUCACUUACCUCUCCCUCUCCUGGAACAAUCUCUCCGGCAACGUCGACCGCGUCCUCAGCCGGCUGCAGAGGCUCAACUACCUGGACCUGAGCAUGAACAGGUUCACCGGCAGCAUUCCUGCCGCCAUGUUCGGAUUCCCCAUCACGUCCUUGCAGCUGCAGAGGAACCUCUUCACGGGGGAGGUAGCCCCCUUGGACCAGGUGACGAUCCCCACCGUGGACCUGAGCUACAACCUCUUCACGGGCCACAUCUCUCCCCUCUUCUCCUCUGUUCAGAACCUCUACCUCAACAACAAUCGGUUCACCGGCCAGGUCCCCGGAAGUUUCGUCGACAGGUUGCUUUCCUCCGGCAUCCAGAUUCUAUACCUGCAGCACAACUAUCUGACGGGGAUAGAGCUGAACCCGACCUCUGCCAUUCCCCUCACCACUUCCCUCUGCAUUCAGUACAACUGCAUGAUCCCUCCCAGCCAGGCGACAUGCCCUCUCAAAGCAGGUACACAGAAGACGCGACCUACUUCGCAGUGCAUCCGACUCCGCGGCUGAUCCCUACCUCCUCUAGAACCCACCAGCUUCCCCGCCGGGUAAUGCUAAUAAUUGCGCGUCCGGGUACCAAAUCAUCCAUCACCAUUCAUUACUUGUUAUUUCUGAUUUUGGGAGCUAUUACGGUAGGCUGGCCGGCGACGGCUACAGGGACACCACGCCCAACCCGUACUUGUGUCUGCGACAUGCUUUUCAUUCUUGGUAUUGAUUCUUUCAUUUUUGGAGGGCGUAUACAUAUACAUACUAUAUAGCGUAUAGGAGGGUUCGAUUUUCUUGUUA